CUAACACUAAGCCAUCCGAGGUAGCUGAUUGGGACAGUGUUAAUGAUUGGUUACGCUAGCCCCAACGCUUCUUGACGGAUUGUAUGGCUGUUGCCUAUCUCCUUUUAUUUGUUUUGCUCUCUCUUUUUGGUCCCGUCAUAACCUCUAUUCGCCUGACCUUCUAUCCCGAUAACCUCCAAGAGAAUCCAACCUCAAUUCUACAAGGUUGAACACGAUGUCAUCUCACCUCUCCUACCCAGCCAAGAUCCCCGCUUGCCUGCCGUAUAAUCCUAACAUUCCAACUCCUUUCGGCUACCGCCCUUCUCUGCCUGCUGGGGUCGUCUUCAUGGUCCUCUUCGCUGGGCUCUCUGCUGCUCACAUCUGGCACGCAUGGCGACGAAAAAGCCUCUGGAUAGGAUUGGCCUUUUCACUGGGAGCGUUUGGCGAGUUCGGGGGAUGGCUCGCACGCACUGUGGCCUAUCGAUGCCCCUACUCGAUCCAAAUGCUCGAAAUGCAACUUGCAUUGUUGACUAUGGCUCCCGCUUUCACUACCGCUGGAAUCUACGGCAUUCUCGGCUUGAUGAUCCCUAUCAUCGGCCAAGACAAGUCCCCGCUGUCGCCCAAGCUGUAUCUUACCAUCUUUAUGACCGUCGAUUUCUUCAGUCUCCUGCUUCAAGCAGUUGGAGGUGGCCUCGCUGGUGCUGCUUUCAGUAAAAACAUGUCUCCAUGGCCGGGUACCUAUACCAUAGUUGCAGGAAUUAUCUGGCAGCUAGCAUCGACUUGUGUCUUCGCCACACUUCUAGAGUAUGUGAUAUUCCGGGGCCGUAAUCGCAUCCUGCAAAACCCGGCGCUGCGACUCACCAGCCUUGCCACGAUGAUCGCCGUGACAUGUAUGGUCGCCCGCGGUGUGUAUCGAAGCAUGGAGUUGAUGAAUGGGUGGCGUGGAUAUCUAUUCACCCAUGAGGCGUAUGCGAUUGUGUUGGAUGCGGGCCUCAUGUUUAUUGCGAGCCUCGUGUUUGUAAUCUGGCAUCCGGCGAUUUUGAUUCCACAGGCCAAGGAAUAUGUCUCCCGUCGUCCUUUGGCUCAGGAAGUGCUGGAGUUGAGACAGAGUGGUAAAUAAAUUCUGUCCCCUGUACAUUUUUAGCAACAUUUUUUCGUCGAUUCUCUUAGAGCCGGUAAAUAUCACCAAAGCUUAAGUGGCCCAGCACCACUUGUCGCGUCGCCGGUUUCUGGAAGAGUAGAGCUCAUGGUAGAGCUCAUCGGUGUAGAUGUAACGUUUCUAAAGAAAGAAUAUUCUUAGCACUGGGACAA
Molecule: messenger RNA, 1290 nt
Organism: Talaromyces proteolyticus
Lineage: Eukaryota; Fungi; Ascomycota; Eurotiomycetes; Eurotiales; Trichocomaceae
Product: putative RTA1 domain protein
Exons: 4
Coding region: 215-1099 (294 amino acids)
Cellular component (GO): fungal-type vacuole; plasma membrane
Source: RefSeq, a predicted model, not a curated record